AUGCCAGCACCAUAUUCGGGAAAAUGCCUCUGUGGCAACGUCAAGUUUGCAACUUCAUCAGAACCAGUCACAGUACUCUCAUGCUUCUGUGAACAUUGCUGCAUAGGGGCUGGUGGCACACAUCAACUGAUUGGAAAAUUCAUUGCCCAAGAUGUCAAAGUCUCCACUACGGCAGACGAUGCUAUCACGAAGUACUCACUCUCCGACACAUCUAGCGGAAGUUCUAAAGAGAAAGCAUUUUGCCGUACAUGUGGAUGCACACUCUGGACUAUUCCGGCAGCAGCAAAGGGUAAAUUCUACAUGAUCCGACUCCCAUUGCUGGACCAAGGCCUCAACUUCCAACCAGCGAAUGAGAUUUUUGUUAGAAAUCGGCCAACUUGGGUGGAGCCAGUCAAAGACGCGGGUCAAUGGGAUGAGAUGCGAAAGUGA
Messenger RNA from Fusarium fujikuroi IMI 58289, 429 nucleotides. RefSeq lists its product as uncharacterized. The coding region runs from base 1 to 429 and encodes 142 amino acids. The record is from RefSeq and is a predicted model, not a curated record. The transcript is spliced from 3 exons. NCBI's taxonomy places the organism in Eukaryota, Fungi, Ascomycota, Sordariomycetes, Hypocreales, Nectriaceae. Gene Ontology annotation, molecular function: carbon-sulfur lyase activity.